This is a messenger RNA of Gracilinanus agilis (Agile Gracile Mouse Opossum), 1082 nucleotides long. It is a transcript of the gene ISCA2, whose product is annotated as iron-sulfur cluster assembly 2. Lineage: Eukaryota; Metazoa; Chordata; Mammalia; Didelphimorphia; Didelphidae. Bases 16 to 570 code for a protein of 184 amino acids. The transcript has 4 exons. The record is from RefSeq and is a predicted model, not a curated record. Gene Ontology annotation, cellular component: mitochondrion. Gene Ontology annotation, molecular function: iron ion binding; 4 iron, 4 sulfur cluster binding; 2 iron, 2 sulfur cluster binding. Gene Ontology annotation, biological process: iron-sulfur cluster assembly.
UUGUGGAAAGGAAAAAUGGCGGCGUCGGUGAUAAGGCCUUGGGGAUGGCCUCUAAUGGUCCUAGGCCUGAGGAUGGUGAACUCUCGUCUUAGGGGCAGGCUCCUCCACGUUUCUGUUCGCCCACCGAUUCUGCCUCCCUGGGUGCCCCCGCCAGUGGGCAGCUCAACGCGCUGGGAAUCGUCCAUCACCUUUUCUCCCACCUCUUCCUCUGCUCGCUCCCAGUCCUCGGGCCCCGAGUCAAAUGAAGGUCAGAUUCGCCUCACUGAAAGCUGCGUCAAGAGGCUCCUGGAGAUCACAGAAGGGGCAGAGUUUCUUAGACUACAGGUGGAGGGAGGCGGAUGCUCCGGAUUCCAGUACAAAUUCUCUCUGGAUACAGUUAUAAAUCCUGAUGACAGGGUGUUUGAACAAGGUGGGGCUCGUGUGGUGGUUGACACUGAUAGCUUGGCCUUCGUGAAAGGAGCCCUCGUGGACUUCAGCCAAGAAUUGAUCCGAAGUUCAUUUCAGGUGUUGAACAACCCUCAGGCAGAGCAGGGUUGUUCCUGUGGGACUUCAUUCUCUGUCAAACUAUAAUGUGUGAGAUGAUGAGUGACCCAGAGACUGCUUCCCCCAACUUCCAGUUCUUGAUACCAUGAGAACCAUAGAGUUCCAGAGUUUUCUCCUUUGCUAUAAUUACUUGCUCAAUUUCCUGUUCACCAGCCCUAGAGUUUUAUGUCCUGUCAGUCUGAAUCAGAAUAUCUAGUAUUCUUUGUCAACAUCAACAUACUUCCAAGAACAUUCCUGGUAAGCCUUGGUCUCAGAGUUAAGUGAGAAUUUUCCAAGCUCCCCAAACCAUGUUGCCUCAGAACCAGUUGCCUAGAGGCUAAGAUAUUGACUUUAGCCCUAAAGUUCCAAAAUGUAGAGAUAACAGCCCUGGCCAUCAGAGCUUCUUGUAUAAUAUAUUUGUGUGUGUAUUAUUAGUGUAUAUAGUACAUAAAUAUUUAUUUUUAAAGAAAGCCUGUCACUUAUCAUUCAGUCUUUUGAGUCAGAAAUGGAGUUGCCUGUAUAUACUGAUUAUGAGAACUGGAGGGAAGUUUGGAGAGAGG